This is a messenger RNA of Parus major (Great Tit), 573 nucleotides long. RefSeq names its product extracellular matrix protein FRAS1-like. Bases 46 to 573 code for a protein of 175 amino acids. The record is from RefSeq and is a predicted model, not a curated record. Lineage: Eukaryota; Metazoa; Chordata; Aves; Passeriformes; Paridae. The transcript has 4 exons.
UGGAUCUGGGACUAGCUGGGAGCCCUGGGUGCUUGGGGUUAGAAAAUGGAGCACUGGUUUUCCUUAAGCCCGCUGCUUUCCCCCUCCUCGUUGCCUCAGGUGCUGGACAGCAUCUACUUCAGCCGGCGGUUCCACGUGCGCUGCGUGGCCAAGGCUGUGGACAAGGCUGGCCACGUGGGGACCCCCCUGAGGAGCAACGUGGUGACCAUAGGCACAGACAGUGCCAUCUGUCACACGCCGGUGGUGGCGGGGACGGCCCGAGGCUUCCAGGCGCAGUCCUUCAUUGCCACACUCCGGUACCUGGAUGUGAAGCACAAGGAGCAUCCCAACAGGAUCCACAUCUCGGUGCAGAUCCCCCACCAGGAUGGGAUGCUGCCCCUCAUCUCCACGCUGCCGCUGCACAACCUGCAUUUCCUUCUCUCCGAGUCCAUCUACAGGCACCAGCACGUCUGCUCCAACCUGGUCACUGUCAGAGACCUCAGGGGCAUCUCAGAGGCAGGGUUCCUGGACGAGGUGACCCAGGACAGCUUCGUGCUGGGCCCGGGACCGAAACCAGCCAGAAGUGACGGAUAA